Molecule: messenger RNA, 1791 nt
Organism: Penicillium pulvis
Lineage: Eukaryota; Fungi; Ascomycota; Eurotiomycetes; Eurotiales; Aspergillaceae
Exons: 3
Coding region: 1-1791 (596 amino acids)
Biological process (GO): intracellular iron ion homeostasis; iron ion transport; copper ion import
Cellular component (GO): plasma membrane
Molecular function (GO): ferric-chelate reductase activity
Source: RefSeq, a predicted model, not a curated record
AUGGGUAUGCUUCCGUUCCUGGACCAGCCGGUCUUGUUGCACUCUGACCGGGAUCCGGGAGAGUGCACCAUGACACCGGAGCAGUGUGCCUAUAAACAGCAGUAUUGGGUGUUCUGGUAUCAGGCUGAUCACCGUUAUGCCUUACCAACUGUGGCCUUUUUUCUGGUCGCAAUUAUUCUUUUCUCAAUGGCUCAUGUGACGGCGAGUGUCACACCACGGAGUGCAAAGAAGAGCCCAAUCUGGUGGCGUCCGCUGGCAUUUCUUCGGUUCCUGUCUUACAAGAGCUGGCGAAUCGGAGGGUGGAAUUCGCAAUCCCUGGGUGUUUUCCUCCUUGGAGCCGCAGGCCUAGUCUUUUUCCUUGCAAUGACCCUUGGGCCACAUCCUUAUUAUUGGCCAAACACCAAAGAACUCAGCUAUGGCGGGUCUCCACCCAUCGCCACGCGAGCCGGUUUCAUGGCUCUUGCCUGCAUGCCGUUCCUUAUCAUCCUUGGCGCCAAAACAAAUCCCAUCACGCUGUUCACAGGUAUCUCCCAUGAGAAGCUUUUCGUCUGGCACAACUGGAUUGCCUGGGCCAUGUUCGUGCUAGCACUGGUCCACACUUUCCCAUUUAUUGUAUAUCACAUAUGGUUAGGUGAUAUCAAAGAACAGUGGACUAGCGGUGGUGUUUGGGUAACCGGAGUCGUUGCGCUGAUCGCUCAAGCAUGGUUGACUUUCAUGUCAAUAUCCUGGAUCCGUAAUCGCUACUACGAAUUCUUCAAAGCCACCCAUUUCUUCAUGGCAAUGGUCUUCGUCAUCUUCUUCUUCAUCCAUUGCGAUUUCCGCAUGUCCUCUUGGGACUACUUUAUUGCUACCGCAGUGUUAUAUACCCUCUCCUGGUUGUACGCGCAAUGCCGAACAUGGUUCGAGCAUGGCAUACGACACAAGGCUCGCCUUGUGCCAGAGUCCGACGAAACACUGAAAGUGAGUAUCGAUACCAAGAUGGAGUGGGGGCCUGGUCAGCACAUUUUCUUGCGGUUCUUGACAUGUGGAAUGCAUUCUUUCACAUCUCACCCAUUCACGAUCUGCUCCGUUCCGCAAAAGGAUGGUAAGAAUCAGUUGGUAUUCUACAUCAAGCAACAUGGAGGUUUGACGGGUCGCUUGAUGAGCAUGGCCAAAAAGAACCCAGAGAUGCAAGUACCCGUUCUUUUAGAUGGUCCAUAUGGUGGGAUUCCAGCUGGUCGCCUCCAAGAAUUCGAUAAGUCUCUUGUCGUCGGUGGUGGUGCUGGUGCUGGGUUGACAUUAUCUAUGAUUGAAGAUUUUGUCCGCUUCUCUUCUUCGGACAAGGAGAUGAAGGUCAUUGUUGCUACCCGCGACCCGGGUAUGAGGGCGUGGUACUUACAGGCCCUGGAAGAUUUGGCAACAAGACAGUCUCAACAGAAACCCGUUGCGGGGUUAUCUGUUUACAUACAUGAGACCUUCUCGACACAAUUGACGCAGUCCAUUACAGAUUCGGAUGGGAAGGAAGCCGACGUGGGAGAGAGUGGGAAAAUGCAAAAAGUGCAUUCCAAUGAAUUUAAUCCUUUGACAAGUGAGAUGUUUGGUGUUCAGCUCUUUACGGGCAGGCCAGAUUUACCCAACGCUACCCGACAAUUGGCCAGCCAGGAGGGAACCUCUGUUGGUGUCAUUGUCUGUGGUCCUUCUUCCAUGACUCAUGAUGUUGGAACUGCUUCCUCGGAUGUUCAAAGCCACAUUUUGGCAAAAAGGCCUGGUAGUGCGCGUGAAUUGUGGCUGCAUAGAGAGAAUUUCUCGUGA